GCCAGUGUGGAGGGAAUGAUAAUUUGAAAAUAUAAUCUGGACGGAGAGAAGAAAAAAAAAUAAUUCAUGACAGGACGUCAAGAGCAUGCGAUCAAACAAAAGUGCGCAACCCAAAGCGCUCCGCUCGUUUCGUCUGGCAUUCUGCGGCUCUAUAAAUGAUUCAUGCGACCUUAUUUUUGAGGGAGUAAUUGCGCUCGCGCUGUGUGUUACUAUCAGUUAUGACUGCGUUCGCGUGAGAGCUUGCGUGUAAGCCGGCUACAAAUCUGCAGAGAAGAAGGAGAUCUCGAGACAUCUGAAACUGGAGAGAGAGUCCACAGAAAGUCUAUUGAUUUCGUUCUCUUCCUACGGGUUGGAGAAUUGAAUUCUCAAGCGUCUACAGCCGGGCCGUCUGUCAAGUCGUCUGUCAGAGCAAUCAACUGUUGCUGCUACCGAGUGAUUGAAGAGACGCGAUUUCCCCCCCAAAGUAUUUGAUGUGGCAUUGAAUUUGGCAAGGUUCGGUUAUGGGUACAAAUUAAAGCACCUCGAUCGUUCGUUAUGGACAUUCAACUCACUCAAUGUGACGACACUGUUCAAUUAAGAUGGAAAACAAGACUAUUGUUCCUAUAGAUGCUUUGGUAACAUUUAGGUGUUCGGUUUUGAUACCGCAGACUAGACAUACAGAAUGACCAGUCUCUCUAUAGCUGCCGGCGUUUUUGAUAUUGGCAUUCAUUUUUGUUUUGGGCUGUGACAGAAGGACGAUUGGACAUUUUUAACAACCCAAGGCGACUGUUGGAUUUACAGCGAAUUUUAUUUCUUUUGACCUUGCCAGUGAUCCAAAAAAUCAGCGCAAAUGUUGAUGAUGGAGAACAACGGUAUGGAUGCGCAUCAGGUUGACACGGAUUUUGAGCCACAAAGCCGGCCACGGUCAUGCACCUGGCCGCUGCCGUGUCCAGAGGAUAUUCCGGGAGCCGAGGAGGAGAACCGGGGUCUACCCCUGGCGUCCGUGAAAGUGGAGCCGUACAACGUGCCAGCAUGCAGAGGCGAGAGAGGCGGUGGAGCGCCGUCAGAGAUAAAGCACCCAGCCGGCGCCCCAGCCCCGAUCGCCGCCGCUCCCGCGUGCAUGUCCGGGGCUGCACUCGAUGUAGCCGGCCAGCUGCGCAAAUCCAAAUCCUCGCGACGGAACGCGUGGGGCAAUCUCUCUUACGCGGACCUCAUUACGCGUGCAAUCGAAAGCACCCCAGACAAACGACUCACUUUGUCACAGAUUUACGAUUGGAUGGUCCGCUUUGUACCCUAUUUCAAGGAUAAAGGCGACAGCAAUAGCUCCGCCGGCUGGAAGAAUUCCAUCCGGCACAACCUGUCCCUGCACACGCGCUUCAUCCGCGUCCAGAACGAGGGGACGGGCAAGAGCUCCUGGUGGAUGCUGAACCCUGAGGGCGGCAAGAUGGGCAAGGGUCCCCGCCGCCGCGCCGUCUCCAUGGACUCCAACGGCACCAAGUACCUCAAGUGCCGCGGGCGGGUCAGCAGGAAGCGUGCGGGCGCAGGGGGGCCUGGAGGAGCGGGGCUGGGGGCCCGGGGCCUCGGUGCGGGGCCCGGCAUGCAGGGGUCACCCGAACACGGCAGCCCGGCGGGGAAGGCUGGGAGCCUGGGCGUCGGAGGCGUCGGCGGGGUCAUCGGCGGUGGCGGCGGCGAGGAGUUUGACGCCUGGACGGACCUGCACUCGCGCACGAGCUCCUCAGCAUCCACGCUCAGCGGCUGCCUCUCGCCCAUCCUGGCGGAGGCGGAGCCGGACGAGCCGGAGGAAGGCGGCGGUGGACUGUCCUGCUCGGCCUCGCCGCGCCUCUACCCGAGUCCCUCCAGCACCCGCUCGCCUGCCCUGGGCACCGGCGGCCACUGCCCGACCGUCGAGCUGCCUCAGCUGGCCGACCUGACGGGCGCCAUCAGCCUGGACGAGGGCUACUCACAGGCCUCGCAGCUCAAGCGGCCGCCGCUGCCGCUGCCGGCCAGCGGGUACCCCUACACCAAGGCGGGCGAGACCGCGGUGGCCUACUGCGGGUCCAUGUAUGGGCAGCCCUCCAUGGGCAUGCUCCGGCACCACGCGCCCAUGCAGACCAUCCAGGAGAACAAGCCGGCCACCUUCGGCCGGCCCCUGAGGGGCUACUCGGAGAGCAACGCCUUGGAGAGCCUGCUGGCCGGGGGCCCGCAGUACUGCGGCAAGGACAUGGUGGUCGGCCAGCCGGGGGCCGCCGCGGGCCACUCGCUCCUGGCCCAGCAGCCUGGACAGAGCCGCAGCCUGAAUCACAGCAGCCAGGGUCACAAUCACAGUCACAAUCACAAUCAUAACCCCAGCCACGGGCACGAGCAUGCCCUCAAUCACCAGGGGCUCCACAACGGCCACGGGUCCGGCCACGAACCGCAGCAGACCCCUGGCGCCGGUCAGCAACAGCAGCAGCAGCAGCACCAUCACACUCACACGCACAAUCAGGCUCACAGUGGCGGCCUCCCUCACAAACACCACCCGGGCCUGGACUACAGCCACCAGGCCCACAAGCACCACCCGAGCCCCGCGCACGACUACGGUCAGACGCACGACCCGGCGGCAGCGGCGGCACAGGGACACAAGCUGACCCCGCAAGGGCACCAGGGGCACGGCAUGCACGCCGCUGGCCAGCAGUCGGCGCUCUCGCCGCGGCUCAGUGGCGACCUGCUGCAGCCGUACGGCCUGAAGACGGCCAGCCUGUACGGGCCCCCUCCGCCGCGCGGGCCUCACUUGCCCCCCAACCCGGCCGCCGGGGGGGUCAUGGACGUACCGCAGGACCCGUGCCGGCUGGCGUCGGCGCUGCACCCCCGCCACCACCAGCCCUACCCGCCAGCACAACAGCAGGGCAUCGCGGAUGCCUGGCAAGGAUACUACAGUGCCACCCAGCACCUCCAUCCACACCCCCAUCACCAACACCAACAACAACAACAACAACAACAGCACCAACAACACAGCCAGCAUCACCAGCAACAACAGCAGCACUCCUCAUCCUCGCAACACGCCGCGUACCACGGCAACCAUGCUCACCACGGCAACAACGCCCAUCACCACAGCAACAACAACACCUUGGAGAUGGAGGCCAUGGCUGCUGGCGGUGCUGGCGUCACCGCUGGCGCUAGCCUGGACUGCGACGUGGACUCCAUCUUGCUCCACGACUUCAUGGACACGGAGGCCGUGGACUUCAACUUUGACGGCUCGCUGUCUCAGGGCGUGGGCAUCGGCAUGGGGAUCGGCAUGGGCAUGGGGGCGUUUGCCGGACCCCCCCAGACACACAACAGCCAGAGCUGGGUGCCCGGGUGAACUGGACAGGCAAAUCGCCACUGACACUAAUGUGAUUUAAACAUUAAAAAAACAAAAUCGCUUGCCCUCAAGGCGUGUCCCUGGGGCGAGGGGUCAAUCCUGAGUUGACUGCUUUGGCUAUGAUUUCUUUUGUUCAGAGAGACAUAAUGAAGGGACAGAGAGCCAUGUUCCUGUGAUUCCUGAUUCUCAACCCGAUUUGCCCUUUUGUCUUUUGUUUCGUGAUGUCCUCUGUGGUCUAGUGUCACCCCCAACCCCCC
Alosa alosa (allis shad) is the source of this 3576-nucleotide messenger RNA. It is a transcript of the gene foxo6b, whose product is annotated as forkhead box O6 b. Gene Ontology annotation, biological process: regulation of transcription by RNA polymerase II. The record is from RefSeq and is a predicted model, not a curated record. NCBI's taxonomy places the organism in Eukaryota, Metazoa, Chordata, Actinopteri, Clupeiformes, Clupeidae. Gene Ontology annotation, molecular function: RNA polymerase II cis-regulatory region sequence-specific DNA binding; DNA-binding transcription factor activity, RNA polymerase II-specific. Gene Ontology annotation, cellular component: nucleus.